This is a messenger RNA of Rotaria sp. Silwood1, 1611 nucleotides long. The record is from the annotation of a GenBank genome assembly. Lineage: Eukaryota; Metazoa; Rotifera; Eurotatoria; Philodinida; Philodinidae.
AUGGAAAAUUUAAAAAAUUCUGAUCAACAAAACGAAUAUUUAACAAUUAAACAACGAAAUAAUAAUGAUAAUAUUCAUAAAAUUAUUACUUCUAUUCUUGUUGAUUAUGCUGAUCCAGAAUAUGAACAUGAACUUUCAUCUUUAAUUACAAUACAUUAUAUUAUUUCACAAGAACGUUUUAAAACUUUAUUAAAAUUAACGAACAAUAAAAUUAAUUUUGAAGAACUUUCUACAAUUAUUCUUCCAAAACAACAAGCAAUUGAAUGUAAAACUUUGCUUGAUUCAUUUCAUCAACGUAUUAAUUAUCGACAGAAACGUUUUAAACGCAUUGAAAAUUUACAAAAACUUCUUCUUUCAUCCAUAUCAACUGAAAAAUUUCUAGAAAUGAUUUCAGACUUAGUGUCACCUAAUCAUUUACAUAUUCUCGAUCCAAUUAUUGAAAAAUAUUCUAUAUUUUUAACAACAAUUAUUAUAAGAAUUAUUUCAAAUAAAGAACUUCUUAAAAUUUGUGCUUAUGAACAAAAAUUAGAUACAAAUGAUCAAUCGCAUCGUCAACAAGAAUCAUCAAUUGAUAUAAGUGUAGGAAAUGCUGAUCGUAAAAGUGCAGGAGUAAAUCUUAGCAGAAUGACAAUAUUAGAUUUACGAGAAACUAGUCUUACACUUCAAUCCAUAUUUGAUUGUUAUACUCUAAGUAUGUCUAUGUAUACCCAUAAUUCUGUUCUUCGACAUAAAAUAGAACAAACAAUCAUAAUAACUAUAUUUGAUUAUAUUCUUCAUUUUAAUCAUCGAACUAUGAUCAAUGAACAAUUAAGAAAAUUAUUUAAUGGAUUUAAACCUUUGGCUGUUUAUAAAGUUCAAUUAUUAAUUGAAAAAGAAUUGAUAGUUAUUAAAUUAUUAUUAAACAUACGUAAACAGCAAGCACUAUUAACAAUUGAUGAUCUGAAUAUAUAUCUUGAAUCAUAUCCAAUACCAUGUCGAUUAGAUAUAGUCAAUGAAUUACGUGGUUCAAAAAUCAUUUCACAAUCUCUUGCUAAUAUAACUGCACCCGAAGCCCAAGCUAUAUUUCUUAUUUAUAUGAUGAUUACAUUAAUUCAAAAAGAAGCUAUACUUAAAAAUCAAUCAAGUGAAUAUAAAACUGUCAUUCAAGAACAAUUUUUAAUUAAUAUACUUGAUCGUAAACAAUUAACUAAUAUACAAUUUGAAUUAGCACUUAAUCAAAAUAUGCGUCGACGUCAAGUUAUUCAAACCAAUAUAUUAAGUGAUCAAAUAAAAACUGUUAAAAUAGUAAAAGAAAAAGCUCAACGAACAGUUGAUCAUGCUCUUUUAAAAAUGGAUGAAAAUAUACAAUCAUUUUCUAAACCAAUACAAAUAUCAUCUCGUUUAACAUAUAAUAGUCUUGUUAAACAACAUAAAUCUCUAAUUGAAAAUAAUCAAGAAUUAUUAAUCAUCGAUAAAAAUAUAAACAAUGAAUUAUUACCAAAUUUACGUUCAUUACGCCAUAAUUAUAUACAAACUAAAAUACCACGAAAUCAAUUACAUUUAUUAGUUGAACAAGGGUGUGGAUGUGGGUGUUCAUUAGAUCUUAUACGACAUAUAAUAUAUCAUUAUUAA